Molecule: messenger RNA, 372 nt
Organism: Ambispora leptoticha
Lineage: Eukaryota; Fungi; Glomeromycota; Glomeromycetes; Archaeosporales; Ambisporaceae
Source: the annotation of a GenBank genome assembly
CCUCUCCAAAAUUUGAUCAGUAACUCACUUCAAUUAACAAUAAACUUAUCUAACCUUGACUCAUUAGCUGAGUCUAUUGCUAAUAUACAUCAACAAAUCAAAAAUCUUCAAUGUAUGCAGAUCCACAACUCACCAAAUAUACUAUCUCUUUUAUCAACAAUUCCUGGUCUUGUUCCUAUUGAAAUUAUAUCUGUUCUUACUGAUCUCACUUUAUCCAAGAAAACUGCAAUAUCACUUGCAAUCAAAUUUCAGUUACAUCUUAAUAAACAAAUUUAUAAUUCUAUCUGGAUUCCAUAUUGUAUCUCUAGAUCCCAAGCUAAUCUUUCUGCUAAUCAAUCAUCUUCUAUAUCUACUAUAUCAUACCAAACUUGA